AUGGAGGCGGGGUCGGGGCCCCCGGGCGGCCCGGGAUCCGAGAGCCCCAAUCGGGCGGUGGAGUACCUGCUGGAGCUGAACAACAUCAUCGAGAGCCAGCAGCAGCUGCUGGAGACCCAGAGGCGGCGCAUCGAGGAGCUGGAGGGCCAGCUGGACCAGCUCACCCAGGAGAACCGCGACCUGAGGGAGGAGAGCCAGCUGCACCGUGGGGAGCUGCACAGGGACCCCCACGGCGCACGGGACAGCCCCGGCCGCGAGAGCCAGUACCAGAACCUGCGAGACACCCAGUUCCACCACCGCGAGCUGCGGGAGAGCCAGUUCCACCAGGCGGCCCGGGACGUGGGGUACCCGAACCGGGAAGGCGCCUACCAGAACCGGGAGGCGGUGUACCGGGACAAGGAGCGGGACGCCUCCUACCCGCUCCAGGACACUACCGGUUACUCAACCCGAGAGCGCGACGUGGCCCAGUGCCACCUGCACCACGAGAACCCAGCCCUGGGUCGCGAGCGGGGCGGGCGGGAGGUCGGGCCAGCGCACCCUGGCCGCGACAAGGAAGGCGGCUAUUCAGCGGCGGUGGGCGUGGGGCCUCGGCCACCUCGGGAGCGGGGCCAGCUGAGCCGUGGCGCAUCCAGGAGCUCCAGUCCUGGGACCGGCGGCGGCCACAGCACCAGUACCAGCACCAGCCCGGCCACAACCCUCCAGAGAAAAUCUGAUGGUGAGAAUUCCAGAACAGUCAGUGUGGAGGGUGAUGCCCCAGGCAGUGACCUGAGCACAGCGGUUGAUAGUCCUGGGAGCCAACCCCCCUACCGGCUGAGCCAGCUGCCCCCCAGCAGCAGCCAUAUGGGGGGUCCCCCUGCUGGGGUGGGCCUUCCCUGGGCUCAGCGGGCUCGCCUCCAGCCAGCCAGUGUUGCCCUGAGGAAGCAGGAGGAGGAGGAGAUUAAGCGCUCCAAGGCCCUCUCGGACAGCUACGAACUCUCCACGGACCUGCAGGACAAGAAGGUGGAAAUGCUGGAGAGGAAGUAUGGGGGCUCCUUCCUGAGCCGGAGGGCUGCCAGGACCAUCCAGACGGCCUUCCGCCAGUACCGCAUGAACAAGAACUUUGAGCGGCUCCGCAGCUCAGCUUCGGAAAGCCGCAUGUCCCGACGCAUCAUCCUUUCCAACAUGCGGAUGCAGUUUUCCUUUGAGGAAUACGAGAAAGCACAGAACCCCGCGUACUUCGAGGGCAAGCCUGCCUCGCUGGACGAGGGUGCCAUGGCCGGUGUCCGGAGCCACCGGCUUGACCGGGGGCUCCCAUAUGGAGGCUCCUGUGGAGGGGGCAUCGAUGGUGGGGGAAGCUCUGUCACCACAUCGGGAGAAUUUUCCAAUGACAUCACAGAGCUCGAGGACUCCUUCUCCAAACAGGUAAAGUCUUUGGCUGAAUCCAUCGACGAGGCCUUGAACUGCCACCCAUCGGGGCCCAUGUCUGAGGAGGCAGGGUCAGCCCAACUGGAGAAACGAGAGUCAAAGGAGCAGCAAGAGGACAGCUCAGCCACAUCCUUCAGUGACCUUCCCCUCUACUUGGAUGACCCAGUUCCCCCACCAUCCCCUGAACGACUGCCCAGCACAGAGCCCCCACCCCAGGGCCGGCCUGAGUUCUGGGCACCAGCCCCUCUCCCGCCAGUUCCUCCACCAGGGCCACCAGGGACCCGGGAAGAUGGUAGCCGUGAGGAAGGCCCUCGAAGGGGGCCUGGGUGCUUGGAGUGUCGGGAUUUCCGGCUGCGAGCUGCUCACCUUCCCCUGCUCACCAUUGAGCCUCCUAGUGACAGCUCUGUGGACCUGAGUGACCGCUCAGAUCGCGGCUCUGUCCACCGCCAGCUGGUGUAUGAGGCUGAUGGCUGUAGCCCCCAUGGGACCCUGAAGCACAAAGGGCCACCAGGCAGGGCCCCGAUCCCACAUCGCCACUACCCAGCCCCAGAGGGCCCAGCCCCAGCCCCACCAGGGCCCCUGCCACCAGCCCCCAACAGUGGCACUGGGCCCAGUGGUGUGGCUGGGGCUCGGAGGAUGGGGAAGUGCGAGGCAGCAGGCGAGAACUCUGAUGGUGGAGAUAAUGAGAGCCUUGAGAGCUCCAGCAAUUCCAACGAGACCAUCAACUGCAGCUCUGGCUCCUCUUCGAGGGACAGCCUGAGGGAGCCUCCAGCCACUGGCCUGUGCAAGCAGACUUACCAGCGAGAGACGAGGCACAGCUGGGACUCUCCAGCCUUCAACAAUGAUGUGGUGCAGAGGCGGCAUUACAGAAUCGGCCUCAACCUCUUCAAUAAGAAACCAGAGAAGGGUAUCCAGUAUCUGAUCGAGCGGGGCUUCCUGUCAGACACACCGGUGGGAGUGGCUCACUUCAUCCUGGAACGGAAAGGCCUCAGCCGGCAGAUGAUAGGGGAAUUCCUAGGGAACCGGCAGAAGCAGUUCAACAGAGACGUGUUGGACUGUGUAGUGGAUGAGAUGGAUUUCUCCUCCAUGGAUUUGGAUGAUGCACUCCGGAAGUUCCAGUCCCAUAUCCGGGUUCAGGGUGAGGCCCAGAAAGUGGAGCGACUCAUCGAAGCCUUCAGCCAGCGGUACUGUGUGUGUAACCCUGCCCUCGUGCGCCAGUUCCGGAACCCAGACACCAUCUUCAUCCUUGCUUUUGCCAUCAUCCUCCUCAAUACUGACAUGUACAGUCCCAGCGUCAAGGCUGAACGCAAGAUGAAGCUAGAUGACUUCAUCAAGAACCUGAGAGGGGUUGACAAUGGUGAAGACAUCCCUCGAGACCUCCUGGUGGGCAUCUACCAGCGAAUCCAGGGCCGUGAACUUCGGACCAAUGAUGACCAUGUGUCCCAGGUGCAAGCUGUGGAGCGCAUGAUUGUGGGCAAGAAGCCGGUCCUGUCUCUUCCUCACCGUCGACUGGUUUGCUGCUGCCAGCUCUAUGAGGUGCCAGAUCCAAACCGCCCCCAGAGGCUAGGGUUGCAUCAGAGGGAGGUCUUCCUCUUCAAUGACCUCCUCGUGGUCACCAAAAUUUUCCAGAAGAAGAAGAUCUUGGUGACGUACAGCUUCCGUCAGUCUUUUCCCCUAGUGGAAAUGCACAUGCAGCUCUUCCAGAAUUCAUAUUACCAGUUUGGAAUUAAGUUACUGUCUGCAGUACCUGGUGGGGAGCGAAAAGUCCUCAUCAUCUUCAACGCCCCCAGCCUCCAGGAUAGGCUGCGCUUCACGUCUGACUUGCGUGAGUCCAUCGCUGAGGUGCAGGAGAUGGAGAAAUACCGCGUGGAGUCGGAGCUAGAGAAGCAGAAAGGUAUGAUGCGGCCUAACGCUUCACAGCCCGGAGGGGCCAAGGACUCGGUGAAUGGCACGCUGGCCCGCAGCAGCCUGGAGGACACCUACGGAGCCGGUGAUGGGCUCAAAAGGGGCGCGCUCAGCAGUUCCCUGCGAGACCUCUCAGACGCAGGCAAGCCUCCUGGGCCCCUGCCCUAGCUGGGGAGACGUGGGACCCGGUGUCCUCUUUGCCUCCUUGCACUGACUGGCUGCCUUCCCUGCACCUGCCACACACGCAGCCCCCUGCCUUCAUCCAGAACCCGGGGUGCUGCACUGCAGGGGGCCCCCGGAGCCAGGUC
Molecule: messenger RNA, 3617 nt
Organism: Miniopterus natalensis
Lineage: Eukaryota; Metazoa; Chordata; Mammalia; Chiroptera; Miniopteridae
Source: RefSeq, a predicted model, not a curated record